Molecule: messenger RNA, 921 nt
Organism: Cadophora gregata
Lineage: Eukaryota; Fungi; Ascomycota; Leotiomycetes; Helotiales; Ploettnerulaceae
Exons: 2
Coding region: 1-921 (306 amino acids)
Biological process (GO): mitochondrial citrate transmembrane transport
Source: RefSeq, a predicted model, not a curated record
AUGUCUGCCUCUCGCAAAACGUCAAACCCGCCAAGAGCUGUCCAAACAAUCAUCGCAGGUGGCGCGGCGGGCGGCGUUGAGUCUCUCCUCACAUAUCCUACAGAAUACAUCAAAACCCAACAGCAGCUCCUUCGCAAGCCCGCUGGCAUCGCAAUCUCACCCCUCCGACUAUUCCUCAAUACCGUUCGGACACAAGGCUUUGCACCCCUCUACAACGGUGCCGGAGUCGUCUGCGUCUCCAAUGCCUCCAAGUCCGCCGUUCGCUUCUUCGCCUUCGAGUUGACCCGGCGCCAACUAAUCGUGAAUCCCAAAACAGGACUUACGACUCCAUCGGGAAAUUUGAUCGCUGGUCUGGUGGCGGGGAUUACAGAGAGUGUCACGGUCGUCACGCCUGGCGAAACGAUCAAGACGAAGCUUAUCGAUGAUCGCAAUCGCCCUGGCGGACCGCAGUACAGAUCCACGCUCUCCGCAAUCUUCCAUCUCAUCCGUACCGAGGGGAUUGGUGGGUUUUACAGAGGAGUGGUGCCCGUGACGUUGAAACAGAGCUCGAACGCCGUGGUGCGGUUCACAAGCUACAAUCUUCUCCUCGGUCAAGCGAAAGCGGCCUUUGGAGAGAAGCGGAAAGGUUGGGCGACUGUGGUUGCGGGUGCGGGUGCUGGUCUAGUCACAGUCUACGCGACGAUGCCGAUGGAUAAUGUAAAGACGAGACUGCAGGCUAUUGGAGCGAGCGAGAAGUAUAGCGGCAGUUUUGACUGCGUAAGAACGGUGGUGCGAGAGGAGGGGGUGCAAGCUUUGUGGAAAGGCACGAGUCCAAGGUUGGUCAGGCUCACGAUCUCUGGUGCGAUAAGCUUUGCAAUCUAUGAGCAAGUGCUUGAGUGGACGAGGUUAGAGUUGGCGACGAAGACUCCUGCGCUUGCUUGA